AUGGAACGCGACAUAAGUGAAGCUCUCAGUCAGGUUUUGCACGAUAGUGGCUAUGAAUUCGGUGGGGAUAGGAUUGUCGAUGAUAGCACCACCGUGCAGGUGAAAAACCCGGGAGCUCGAAGUACUGGCGAGCAGAUGGAAGUGUUCUACAGUCGGACAACUCAUCUUCUCUCACAGCCAAACUCUGAUGAUGAAGAUUUUGCAACCCUAUCCGACUCGGAGGUCACAGGAGAACGCUGUAGAGUUGACUCACUUCGUCAUGGAGCUGGUGCAAGUGACGAUGAAGGGCGUAAACAUAUGGUGCUAAAGUAUAGAAGAAGACGAGGGGGACAAUGGAGACAAGUACAACGGAGUGAUAGUCCUGUCCGUAAAGGAGAUGAAGAUGAACUAGAGGUAGACGUCACCGAGGAAUGCUCGGAAACGACGGGUAUUGUUACAAAGACUUACGAGGCUCGUUGGAAAGUGUUGAAAUACGAACAUUUGCCGGAAUGGUUGCAAGAUAACGAGUUCUUACGUCACGGUCACCGCCCUCCACUGCCCUCCGUUGCUGAAUGCUUUAAGAGUAUUUGGUCGCUUCAUACUGAAACGGGGAAUAUUUGGACUCAUCUCAUUGGCUGUCUGGCGUUCCUCUGCCUAGGAGUAUGGUUUCUCACUCGCCCACAUAGCCAUAUUCAAUGGCAAGAGAAGAUUGUGUUCUCAUUUUUCUUUGGUGGUGCCGUUCUGUGCUUAGGUCUUUCGUUUGCUUUUCACACUUUGUGCUGUCAUUCAGUUAAUGUCGGCCGUAUUUUCUGCAAGCUCGAUUAUAUGGGCAUAUCACUUUUGAUAGUUGGAUCGUUCAUCCCGUGGAUUUAUUACGGAUUUUAUUGUCGAAUGGAGCCCAAGAUUACGUAUAUUGGGAUGGUGUCCGUGUUAGGUGUUGGAGCUAUAAUCGUUUCACUCUGGGACAAAUUUAGUGAAUCUCGUUUUCGGCCUCUUCGAGCUGGCGUGUUCGUGGCAAUGGGAUUGAGCGGUAAGCGUUGA
Molecule: messenger RNA, 1020 nt
Organism: Cooperia oncophora
Lineage: Eukaryota; Metazoa; Nematoda; Chromadorea; Rhabditida; Trichostrongylidae
Source: the annotation of a GenBank genome assembly